AUGGAGCCAACGGAACUGGAGCCGGUGGCGAGUGAGGCGCCCACGGUGCUGGGCCUGGUGGGCCCUGCCUCUGAGACUGGAAGGAUCUUGGAGCAGCUCUACCUGUGCCCCACUGGUAGCCACGCGCUGGAGCUGGACCUGGGGCCCGUGCAGUGCUUCUACCAGCGCCAGGACCACGUCCUCUUCCUGUGCCUGGACACCUCUGGAUGUUGGACGCUGCCACAGGACGGCGAGGAUUGCCAGUACCUCUUGAAGUGUGGCAACCUGGAGCUGCAAAACCUGAUGGGUCUGCUGCUGCUCUUUGAACUGUGCCACGUGCUGCUCUGGCUCUGCCCGGGCCAGUCCCCGCGGCUCCACGCGGACACGCUGAGGGCCCUGGCCAAGGUGAAGGAGGUCCAGGCCCAGUACAGCAAGGCGGAGAACCGCUUCCCUCCCCUGGUCAUCUUUGUGCACCGCGAGUUGAAGCUCCCCUUCGACCAAGCCGGGCAUCAGCUCUUCGAAUCUCUGGAGAGGGUGCUGGACAAUAGGUGGCGCACCUGCCUAAAGCGCCUCAAGCUCUUGCAGGAGAACAAGCGGGGGCUGCUGCGCGUGCAUCGGCCCUGCGCAGUGGCGAUGGAUUCUAGCCCCCAGGUGCCAAAAGACCUGGGCUUGGUGAAGGAGCCUGGCGCAGCCAUGGACCGCCUCCGCAGCAGGCUGGUGGAGGCGCUGGAGGCCUGCAAGAAGGAGCCCAGCAGCUUCGACGACUGGCUGGCCUCCGCCGACGCGCUGCAUCGCCGGCUCCGCGCCUCGAUGUCGGGACCGCUGCCGGAGGAGUUGGCCACAGCGGUCGGGGAGGCGGCAGCGGAGGAGCCGCUGAGCUGGUCCCUGGGCACCUGGGCGUAUCCGGAGCUCUUCUUCGCCUUCAGCACCUCGCAGGACGCCAUCGACGAGGCCUGCCGCGGUUUCGGGGCCAAUGGCAGCGCGGAGCGGCAAGAAGAGCAGCUCAAAGCUGCAGAGCAGAUGGCGCAGCAGAAGGCGACGGCGCCCUUCCAACGCCACGCGGCGGCGGAGACACGGAAGCUCUGUGAGCGCCUGGCCAAGCGGCCCUGCAAGGCCAGGAGUCUGUCGGGAAGGAGCUGCGCCUUGCUGGAGGGCCACAAGGAGCAGCACCGAGGGGCCAGCAACUUCCGGAGCUGCCUGCCCUGCCUCUGCGGCAAGAGCCAGGUUCAGCUGGCGGAUUCCUUCGUGCCACCCCAGGGCCCGGCUGUGGCGAUGCCCUCAUUCGGCAGCUGCUGCCACAACGCCAGCUUUAUGCCCUUCCUCCCCUUGACCUGCGACUUCGAGAUGGACCCCGUGCUCAUCCCUCCAUCGCCGCGCCUGGGGAAGAUCAAGCCGGGCAGCUCCGCCAUGCGCGCGCUGCCCUCCGCGCUGCCGGAGGCCAAGGGCUUCGUGGCGCUGGUGGCGGACGCCCCGCUGCGCCUGGACCCCAAGGAGGGGGCCCAGCUGCCGGGUUUCGCGGACCAGCUGCAGAUGCUGAGCCGCUGGCGGCCGGCGGUUGGCUCGGAGGUCUUCCUGGGCUUCGAGCCGCUUGGGUACAGCUGCCCCCAGGGCCACCGCUUCUUCGGCCCCGCGCCCCGGAACUCGGGCGUCUCCUCGGACCCCCGGGAGGCCGAGGCGCCCCGGCGCCGGCGCAAGGAGCGGGAAGUGCCCGGGGAGGAAGGUGAAUAUGAAGUCGCGCCUUUGUGCCCCUACCGCCUCUACGUGCCCUGCGUGCAGCAUCGCCGUCGCGAGAAAGGUCAAGGAACACCCUGCGUGGCACAGCUGACCCGCAUUUGGGUCAAGACCCCAGCCCGGGCUGACUUGGAUGCCUCGCCGCGGGUGGCGCUGGUCGACACCUCCGGAGACGUGGGGCCCGACGGCAAGGCCCCGGAGAUCAUGGUGACAGGAGGCAAGGUGGCGCUGCCACGGGACAUGGUGGUGCAGCUGGUGCUGCCCACCACCUACUUCCGUCCGGACGGCUCGGCGCUGCCGAACUUCUGGGACCUGGGCAACGAGGCGGAGCGUUGCCGCCUGCUGCCGUACCUGCUUGCAUUGCGGACCUCGUGA
This is a messenger RNA of Effrenium voratum, 2085 nucleotides long. NCBI's taxonomy places the organism in Eukaryota, Dinophyceae, Suessiales, Symbiodiniaceae. The record is from the annotation of a GenBank genome assembly.